AUGUCAGUGAAUGGUACUAUGGUGCACAAUGACGAGGGUAAUGCACCUGGCCUGGGGAAUGACAAAGAGAAGUAUGUACCCUUGGAAAUUGAAAUUGGAGUAUCUCUCAAGGAACACUUAUCAGAUCCUGGAGACGAUGGGUUGGAUUCUCUUAGUAGUCAUGGGUUAGCGUCCACAAAAUCGAAGAGUGCUAUUUCAGCUCCAGAUGUCUUGAAGACCCUGUUUUUCAUCCUUGUGUGGUACACGUUUAGUACAUUUUUGACUCUGUAUAAUAAAACUCUUUUAGGAGAUCAUUUGGGAAGAUUUCCAGCUCCUCUAUUGAUGAAUGCCUUCCACUUUGGAUUGCAAGCUGCUCUGUCGACGUUCAUCACAUGGUACUGGUCGCACAGAUUCGACACGGCUGUUGCUAUGUCAUGGAGGGAUUAUUUUGUUAGAGUUGUGCCAACCGCUCUGGGAACUGCAAUGGAUGUCAACCUGAGCAAUGCAUCACUUGUUUUCAUUUCUGUUACCUUUGCUACAAUGUGUAAAUCUGCAUCGCCUAUAUUCCUCAUUUUAUUUGCUUUUGCAUUCAGGUAA
Messenger RNA from Linum trigynum, 576 nucleotides. Lineage: Eukaryota; Viridiplantae; Streptophyta; Magnoliopsida; Malpighiales; Linaceae. The record is from the annotation of a GenBank genome assembly.